AGCAGAUCAUUCAAACCGUGUCCUCGAGAGCGAACUGGAAGGUUCUGCGGAGCGGCCGUUGGUCAUUUAUUCUGACGGUUUAUCCUCAGAGGGAAAAAAAGAAAAGAUUUUUUUAUAAGAAAAGAAAAGUUUAAUAACCGUAUUCUCCGAACGACAGCGGCGACUACAUGUUGUUGGAGGAGGAGGAGGAGGAGGUGGCCGUUGUCUCCAGUUGUUGACUAGACCGGAGCCUCGCAACAGCUCGAGCGGCGGCGGAGGCGGAGGAGGGAGAGUGGACCGGCGCAGCGAGCGGUGCCGUCCAUCCCCGCCCGGUACGCGGCCAUGGAGGAGCGCGACGGCGCCGGCAGGUGGGACGGGCUGUGCAGCAGGGAGGCGAGCCAGCGGGAAGUGGCCAUGGAGAGCGUCAGGCAGGCGGUCAUGAGCUUGACGGAGAAGGUGGGUUUUAGAAACGGUAAACCGACGCCUCCUACUGCCCCCCUCUCCUCCUCCUCCUCCUCCUCCUGCUCCUGCCGCCCCUCGCCCGCUCCUCUCGCCUCUCUGGACUGUUUGAACACGUACCUGGUGAGACUCCUCGUGUUGUCCAGGAGAUGCCCCUUCAGCGACGUGCGGGAUAAGUGUCUGGCCAUCCUGCAGGGUGUGCAGGAAAUGGGAGUGAGAAUUCCCCGACCUUUGGGACAAGGACCAAGUGCAUUCAUCCCUGAAAAAGAAACGGUUCAAGUGAGACAAGAAGAUGCAGGGACACACUUGCUGUUCGUUGAAGCAUUCACCACCACGGGCCGUCUGGACAAUAUCACCUUGGUCAUGGGCUUCCAUCCACAAUAUCUUUUCAGUUUUCUGAAAACUCAACACUACCUGAUGCAAAUGGAUGGUCCACUGCCUUACCAUUUCCGACACUACAUUGCAAUAAUGGCGACAGCUCGGCACCAGUGUUCCUAUCUUGUCAACCUCCAUGUGAAUGAUUUCCUCCAAGCUGGAGGAGAUCCCAAGUGGUUGGCUGGAUUGGAUUCUGCCCCUCAAAAGCUCCAGAAUCUGAGCGAACUGAACAAGAUUCUCGCUCAUAGGCCGUGGCUUAUUACCAAAGAUCACAUUGAGAAACUCCUGAAAGCUGAAGAGCAUGGGUGGUCGCUGGCUGAAUUGGUGCAUGUUGUUGUCCUGCUCACUCACUAUCAUUCUCUGGCCUCUUUCACGUACGGCUGUGGGAUCAAUUCUGAGAUGCAUUGUGAUGGAGGACACACAUUUCGACUCCCUUCAGUGGAUAAUUACUGCGUUUGUGACUUAGCAAAUGGCAAUAAUUGUGUGGAAGAUGGACUCAAUGGCCAAGGACGAAGUGAUGUAACAGAUGCCUCAUGUGAGGUGGAAGCACUGAUGGAAAAAAUGAAAUGGUUGCAGGAGUGCAGAGAUGAAGAGGAGGCAAGCCAAGAGGAAAUGGCAACACGAUUUGAAAGAGAAAAGACUGAGAGCCUUUAUGUAGCAUCAGUAGAAGAUGAUGAAUCUGUGGACACAAGGGAUGUUGCUCGUCAUUUUGAAGACCCAAGCUAUGGAUAUAAAGACUUUUCCAGAUGUGGAGAGCAAAGUGUACCUACAUUCCGAGCUCAGGACUAUAGUUGGGAAGAUCAUGGGUACUCGCUUGUGAACCGUCUUUACCCAGAUGUUGGGCAGCUAUUGGAUGAGAAGUUUCAGAUCGUUUACAACCUGACUUACAACACCAUGGCAAUGCACAAGGAUGUGGAUACCUCAAUGUUGAGACGAGCUAUCUGGAACUACAUCCAUUGCAUGUUUGGAAUAAGGUAUGACGACUAUGACUACGGUGAAAUUAAUCAGCUAUUGGAACAUAGCUUUAAAGUUUAUAUAAAGACAGUGGUCUGUUCUCCAGAGAAGACUACAAAAAGAAUGUAUGACAACUUCUGGAGGCUAUUCAAACACUCUGAGAAGAUUCAUGUGAAUUUGCUUCUUAUGGAAGCUCGUAUGCAGGCUGAACUUCUUUAUGCUCUGACGGCCAUUACUCGCUAUCGGACAUGAGGAGCCUGCUUAUUUAUAACACCAAUUCUUAUUGGCGAACCUGCCUGUUCCAUUUGAACCACAUUUGAUUCAAAGUACGCAAAUUACUCAAAUUUCAUUGUGCCAUACAUCAUGAGAAGAGACGUUUUUUUGGUGAACUGUGGCAAGCGUUCAAGUUAUGGAUCCUGCACAGAAGAAAAAGUAUGGAAGACUGUGAAGAAGCAAUGUGCAACUCAGCAUUUGAUCAUCUGUGUGUUUUGACAACAUACAGUAAUUCCUAACAUUUUUAUUUUCUUGCAGCAACCAGCCACAGUAUUGCCAUGUGCGGUUGUAAUGCGUGGUUGAUGCAGGAGGUAAUGGGAGUUGGAGCAUUAUUUAAAGACAAUUGGAAACAACUGUAUGCGCCUCAAGGACCUUGUUUGAAGCUGUAGACAGUAGAGUAGCUGCUUCUCCUGAUGGUGAAUUGCUGUGAUGACUGGCUUCCCAAUUUAAGCUAAGACUAUCAAAUUGAACACUGCAGAUGCUUGAGCCUGUCCUGUGACUUCAGCAAGGCACAGACUAUAUUGCGAGUCAAUAUUUAGUCAUUCUAAUUUUUAUAUCUUAGAAUUCUAGCACACCUGAUGUUCAAAUGUAAAGAGUAUUUCUGCUGUAAAACAAUGCUGUGCAAACUUUGAAAUGUAUGUUUCUUUUUCUAAAAAUGAGGAACCUAGUGUUGGGUUCAAUUUCAGUUGUACUCAAAGUGGUGUGUGUCCUUUUGAAAGAAGAGCACUGUAGAUUUGAGUUAUUUAGACUUCCUUACAGAUUACACACUGUAACGUUUUACACCGAUUGUAUUGCAGUAUUUGGCUAUGUGUUAGCCUUUUACUUGCUGGUUGUGUAAGAAAGUUUGGUCAGCUGCCCUCUGGUACACUAAUGGAUUUCUCCUACUUAUCAGCUGUAUUCAGUGGAAAAGUGACUGACUGUCUGUACUAGAAUUACAGUGCAAACCCUCUUUUUAUGUGAUUUUUAACCAUUGACAGCUUAUGUGGAACAGCUGAAAAUGUUUGUGUUUACUGAAUAACAGAGCCUGAUUUAAAAUAUCAGCAUUAUGUCCUUUUGUUUUUAUAGGGUUUUGAUCAACUUCUUGAAGUUCUUAAAAUGUAAAACGUUACUUUUUUUAGUCAAAAUAAUUGUCUGUAUUGACAUGUUGAAAUGAAUAAAAUUUGAAUGUGCUGCA
Molecule: messenger RNA, 3214 nt
Organism: Callorhinchus milii (elephant shark)
Lineage: Eukaryota; Metazoa; Chordata; Chondrichthyes; Chimaeriformes; Callorhinchidae
Gene: sesn1
Product: sestrin 1
Exons: 10
Coding region: 322-2019 (565 amino acids)
Biological process (GO): negative regulation of TORC1 signaling; cellular response to leucine starvation; positive regulation of macroautophagy
Cellular component (GO): nucleus
Molecular function (GO): oxidoreductase activity, acting on peroxide as acceptor; L-leucine binding
Source: RefSeq, a predicted model, not a curated record